AUGUAUCCAUCCGUUGGAGGCCUGCGAUACAAGGCUGUCACGAAGGGUAUAGGCCUGGUGGGCGUGAUCUGCUUAGUGAUCCUACUCAUCUUUGGCCUUCCCCACAGACAACCCGGCGCGAACCUCAACCUCCCACUACGCAUACUACCACUUGGCGACGCAACAACAUGGGGCUGGCAACCAAACCAAGAGAAUGGAACAGACGGAUAUCGCGCGCGACUGCUACGUGAGCUCGUACGUGCGCGCUACCACUCGGUUGACUUUGUUGGCACACAGCACUCUGGGUUCAUGGACAACAAUGACAAUGAGGGGCAUGAGGGGCAUACAAUUAGCCAGCUGCAGGGCGUAAUGAGAGCUGGGCUACAAAUGCGACCAAACUUGGUGCUGCUACACGUUGGCACGAAUGAUCUGGCUCGCCCUGAAAGUACGGCAGAAAGAUGGUCUGAUGCGCCGAAUCGAUUGGCAAGUUUACUGGAUGAUGUGCUGGAUGUAUGCCCGGAUGCCGUUGUGCUUGUUGCAAAGAUCAUACAGGCAGAGAAGAUGCAGACCAGGGCAAAUAUCGAGGCCUUCAACGAUGCAGUGCCUAUGGUGGUGAGGAAGAAGCUUGAACAGGGCUUCAAGCUCGCGAUCGUCGAUCACAGCAUCAUCGGGCCUAGCGAGUUGGUUGAUGGGUUGCAUCCGUCGUACGCUGGGUAUUUUCACAUGGGGGAGAUCUGGCUGGAGGCUAUCAAGACCAUCAGUGCUAAAGGGCUAAUAACAGCGCCUAUUGCGGUACAGUACCACACAUGA
Alternaria arborescens is the source of this 789-nucleotide messenger RNA. RefSeq lists its product as hypothetical. The record is from RefSeq and is a predicted model, not a curated record. Gene Ontology annotation, molecular function: phosphatidylcholine lysophospholipase A1 activity. The coding region runs from base 1 to 789 and encodes 262 amino acids. The transcript is spliced from 2 exons. Lineage: Eukaryota; Fungi; Ascomycota; Dothideomycetes; Pleosporales; Pleosporaceae.